Molecule: messenger RNA, 1886 nt
Organism: Acanthaster planci (crown-of-thorns starfish)
Lineage: Eukaryota; Metazoa; Echinodermata; Asteroidea; Valvatida; Acanthasteridae
Product: retinol dehydrogenase 12-like
Source: RefSeq, a predicted model, not a curated record
AAACCUCCUUGUUCACAAGUUCGACCCAGGAUUCGUACCCACGUCCCACUCAUCACAAACCAUUAUGCUGUAAACGCUUGACUACCGCAGUUCACACAAAUUAGUGGUGUUUUUACUGUUGAAAAACCGAUGAACGGCUGCAAGGCGAGUCUAAUAUUGCAUUGGACAUGCGCAUAUAUCAAUACAUACACGACCACCGUGGUGGUUUUGCUUCAUUUGUGUGGUUGCAUAUUCGGUUUGCCUUCAUGAUGGCGUCUUUGUCCAGUUCACUGCGAUACUUGGUGCCCGUUUUGAUUGCUGCCUACGCUGUGUAUUACUGGUACGUGUUCGCCCGUCUGAAGUACUUCACUGGCGAUGUUGAUUUGAAGGGGAAGACUGUCAUCAUAACAGGAGGCAACUCUGGCAUUGGCAAAGUGACCGCCCAGGACUUGGCCCUGCGAGGCGCCCGGGUCAUCCUAGCCUGUCGCAAUCUCAAGAAGUCCCAAGACGCCGCCGAGGAGAUCAAGGAGCGAACGGGCAACUCGGAGGUUGUGGUGCGCCGCUUGGAUCUUGGCAACUUACAGUCCGUGCGAGAAUUUUCAAGCGACAUCGUGGCAACGGAAACAAGGCUGGACAUACUCAUAAACAACGCAGGAGUUGCCGACCAGCAAGUGCAAAAUGUCUCCUCGACAAACGACAACUUCGACUUCGUCUUCGGCAUCAACCACUUCGGCCACUUCCUCCUCACCAACCUCCUUCUGGACCUGCUGAGGAAGAGCGCCCCCAGCAGGGUGGUCACCGUCUCCUCCAUAGUGCACACCUUUUCACCGGCCGAGCUGAACCUGACUCGUUCGGACCCCAACUCGGCCAUCCUGUAUCCACAUCUGGAGUCCUACUUCAUCAGUAAGCUGGCCAACGUGCUCUUUGCCCGGGAGCUGGCAAGGCGCGAGGCGUCUAGUGGAGUGGUGUCGGUCUCUCUCCAUCCUGGUGUUGUCUACACGCCCAUUUGGAAAACCCACAUGACGGUCAAAUCAAGACUGAGAGGUUUCGUGUACUACAUGCUGUCGCCUUUAAUGUGGUUGCUCUUCAUUGAUGAGGAGGCGGGUGCCCAGACCACCCUCCACUGCGCCCUGGACGACUCAGUGCCAGACCUCUCUGGGAGCUACUUUGAUAACUGUCAGGAGACGAAGCCAUCGGCACUCGCUCAGGACGACGACCUGGCCCGGAGAUUGUGGGAAGUCAGCUGCGAAGCAACUGGACUGAAAUGCUCGAAGAUUAAAUGCUCCUAUAUAUGUGCACAGAUGAUGAGCCUAUUCAAGUUUUGCAGUUCUGUCAGACGCGGCACAGGUGUAAAGCACGAUGCUCGAUAAAUCUAUGGUCGAUAACCCUCUCGUCAGCCAUGCAUGAAUGCAUGCAUGCUGGCAUGCAUGUAUGCAGACAUGCAUACAUGUACAUACAUACAUACAUACAUACAUACAUGCAUGCAUGCAUGCAUACAUACAGAUAUACACUUAUUUUUAGAAAGGUUUGCUGACCCGCUGAACAUUCGUGAGACACUUUGUCUUGAUAGGUAUACACGCACUCAAUUUAAACUCAUUAAUUCCUAUUUUGAAACUUGUACUUUGGCACUGAGCGGUGAUUAAGACUCCGUGUUUGUCACAAGUUACCGCAUCUUUGUUUAAUGCUGUGUUUGCAUGAAAAAGAGUUUAUCUGACAAAAGGGCACCGUUUCUCUAUAUAGACCUCUACUUAGAUUGUAUCGUCUUGUUUGUCUUUUGGAUAUUGUACUAAAAGUCCAAAGGGGAACGAUGGUCAAGGCAGAAUUCAAACUGAAAAGGUCGAUUUUAGAUUGGACUAAAACUGCACUUUGACUUUGAAUAGCGCUAAACACUAUAGUUUUCGAGUUCA